UGAGGUUUAAUUUCUUCAUACCUGAAAAUAAUAAAUUUGGAUUUUUUUUUGUCUAGUAAAUUAUUAGAUAAUUUCUUGUUGAAUGUGCAAUAGGAUGAUUUAAGUGCAAUUAUAUACAUUUUGUUAGGUGAUUCACAUAGUAGUAUUAGCGAAAUCAGAAAUUUUGUUAACGGUGUUAUUUUGACCUGUAUACAUAUAGUAUAAUUUUUGACGAAGAAUGUUCAUCUGAUUACACAUUUUUGUAUCACCUAUUAGAGAUAUAAACAAGAUUGUUUUUUUUUUGUUACGUUUGAUGGCUGAUAUUGGCAAGGCAGUGUCUCGAUUCGACGUAGAAUCGUUACAAGAAAUGCUUUGUUUUCAAGAACAACUUAUAGAGAAGUUGUACAAUGAGUUGGAUGAAGAAAGUGAAGCCUCAUCUACUGCAGCAACAGAGGCGUUAUCGAUGAUUUUACGUUUACAAGGUGAAAAGGCUGCAGAGGAAAUGGAAGCAGAACAGUAUAAGAGAUUUGUAGAAGAAAAAAUGAGUCAUGCUGAAGAAUCAUUAUGUGUUUUACAAGAACUUAUUGAUCAAAAACAGAUAAAGAUAGAUGAAUUGGAUCAUCAGGCACAAGAUUAUCGAUAUAAGCUCGUGAGUAUGGGCUAUGAUGACGAUAUUGAUGAUAGUGAGCUCGAAUAUUUCGAGGAUUUAGAAGGGAAAUUGAUUGUUCAGUCUAUUGGGAGGUGUAAAUCUACUCCGAAUAUCCCAUUGAAAGAUGAUAACAUGAAAAAGGAUGAUCUUAAAGACGAAAAUAUCAGUCCAAAACGCGAUAUGAAUGAUGUUCCAAUGGUUGGGAGUAUAAGUGUGUACUGUGAGCAGAUGGAAAAGUUGGAACAAAGAGUGAAACAGAUUGCUGGUGCUAAUAACUACGCGAAAUUGUCUAGUUUACCAAUUUCUAAAAGAAGCUCUUGUAACAAUUUCUUGGAGCAAUUUAAAGAAACGUACAUCGUUCAGCAUCGAGUGAAUAAAUCAGAUAACGAAGCUGCUGCUAGUCGAUCUGUUUCUCCUCCGAAUGUUCUUGAUGUCUUUGAAGUCCCUCGAGCCAUUAAAGAUGAAGAUUUUGUUGUCCGAAAGGAGGCUGAAAGGCUUGUUAAAGAUGAAACUGAUUGGCAUAAGAAAUAUUUAAUACCUAUGCAGCAUUUGGAUAUUUGUCCUACAACUAGUGCUUCCGAAACAGCAGAGAUUCGUCAUUUCAAUAGGACGGUGUUUGAGAUAGAUGAAGUCGAGAGACAAGGUACGAGGCAAGAACCCGAUAAACACGAAGAGCUAAUGAUGUUACAUGACAUUAAGGAGAAACUAAAUUUAGAACCUUUAAAGCAUUUGAAAGUUUGUCCAAUGACUAGUGAUUCAGAAACAGAAGAGAUUCGUCGUGUCAAUAGGAGCACGUUUAAGAAAACUGAAGUUGAGAGACAAGGUACGAGGCAAGAACCCAACAGACACAAAGAGCUAAUGUUGUUACAUGACAGGAAGGAGCAACUAAAUUUAGUACCUAUAAAGCAUUUGAAAAAUUGUCCAAUGACUCAUGCUUCGGAAACAGCAGAGAUUCGUCAUGUCAAUAAGAAGUUUGAGAUAGCUGAAGUCGAGAGACAUGAUACGAGGCAAGAACCCGAGAGAAACAAAGAGUUAAUGUUGCUACAUGACAGGAAGGAGCAACUAAAUAUAGUACCUAUAAGGCAUUUGAAUAAUUGUCCAAUGACUAAUGCUUCAGAAACAGCAGAGAUUCAUCGUGUCAAUAAGAAGUUUGAGAUAGCUGAAGUCGAGAGAGAUGGUACGAGGAAAGUCGAGAGACAUGGUACGAGGCAAGAGACAGAGAGACACAAAGAGAUAAUGUUGUUACAUGACAUUAAGGAGCAACUUAAUUUACUACCUAUGCAGAAUGAGGACAAGUUACAUAGAGUAGGUGAAGCUACUUCUCCUACCACUAGUGUUUCAGAAACAGCAGAGAUUCGUCCUGUCAAUAGGACGACGCUUGAGAUAACUGAAGUUGAUAGACAACGUAUGAGGCAAGAAUCCAACAGACACGAACAGCUAACGUUGUUAUAUGAGAUCAAGGAGCAACUAAAUUUGAUGCAAUCCGACAUUAGAACGUGGAAAAAUAUCAAGUCCUCUCCAAGAGAUGAGCCAUCUGUAGAUUCUCUAACAGAAGUGAUGGCUUGCUUUUGGAUGUGAUCCAGCUAUCAAAGUUUUGCUUAUAAUGGCUUUUGAGUUGAGACAAUCAGUGUCCGAGCCAAGAUUUUCAACUAAUAAAGUAGUAAUUACACGAAGAAGCAAAGGGAUUCAACAUAUACUGUAUAUACAUAAAAGAUAAUUUUGUUCUUGUAUACACCACAUUACUUUCAGCUGAACGGGAUUCGAAUAUACCCCCUUGCUCCCUCCUAGCUCCGCCCCUGAGUUUAGUAGUACUUUUGUCCUUCUUACGAAAAAUGGUUGCGUUGCAUGAUUCAAUUAUUAAAUUGAUCAUUAUUAGUGGCUUGUGAAAGUUUGUAUUUCAAGAAUCUGCAACAAUUGACCAUAUCAACCAAGAAAAGAUCUUUUAUCUUGUUAUCAAGUUUCAAGUUUUGUAUAAUUGAAACUUUUAAUCAACAAUGACUAUACAGAAGUAUGUUUUUGAUAUUAA
Messenger RNA from Solanum lycopersicum (tomato), 2654 nucleotides. RefSeq lists its product as uncharacterized. NCBI's taxonomy places the organism in Eukaryota, Viridiplantae, Streptophyta, Magnoliopsida, Solanales, Solanaceae. The record is from RefSeq and is a predicted model, not a curated record.